Molecule: messenger RNA, 2981 nt
Organism: Calliphora vicina (urban bluebottle blowfly)
Lineage: Eukaryota; Metazoa; Arthropoda; Insecta; Diptera; Calliphoridae
Product: cytosolic 10-formyltetrahydrofolate dehydrogenase
Exons: 4
Coding region: 135-2870 (911 amino acids)
Biological process (GO): biosynthetic process; 10-formyltetrahydrofolate catabolic process; one-carbon metabolic process
Cellular component (GO): cytoplasm
Molecular function (GO): formyltetrahydrofolate dehydrogenase activity; aldehyde dehydrogenase (NAD+) activity
Source: RefSeq, a predicted model, not a curated record
CAAAAGAGAAAUAAAUAAAAUUGUGAAAUAAAAAAGUUAAAUUAUACAAUAUUUAAGUGAAAUUUAAAAUAUUUAAUGAAAAACUAAACACAAAUUUAAGUUUAAUAUUAAAGAAAUUCAAAAAUAAAAACAAAAUGAAUAGCGCUUUGAGAAUUGCCAUAAUCGGUCAAAGUAAUUUUGCCGCUGAUGUUUUGACGUUACUGCUGGAGAAACGCUACAAUAUUGUGGGUGUAUUCACCAUAGCUAAUAAGGGAAAUCGUGAAGAUAUUCUAGCAACUACAGCUGCUCAACACAAUAUACCGGUAUUCAAAUUUUUAACAUGGCGUCGCAAAGGUGUUGCCAUACCCGAAGUUUUAGAACAAUACCGAUCAGUGCAAGCUAAUCUUAAUGUUUUGCCCUUCUGCUCCCAAUUCAUACCCAUGGAGGUAAUAGAUGGUGCCGCCUUAGGUAGCAUUUGUUAUCAUCCCUCCAUUUUGCCACGUCACAGAGGUGCUAGUGCCAUUUCCUGGACUCUGAUAGAAGGUGAUGAGGUGGCUGGUUUUACCAUAUUUUGGGCUGAUGAUGGUUUGGAUACCGGACCAAUUUUAUUGCAAAAACAAUGUAAUGUAGAGCCCAUAGAUACCUUAGAUACGUUGUACAAACGUUUUCUAUAUCCCGAGGGUAUAAAAUCCAUGGCUUAUGCUGUGGAUUUGGUGGCACAGGGCAAGGCUCCCAAGAUAACACAAACUGAAGUGGGUGCUUCAUAUGAUCCGGCCAUGUUUAAGCAAGAAAAUCAAUAUAUUAAUUUGAAUCAAAAAGCUGAGAGAAUUUGGAAUUUCAUAAGGGCCAUGGACUCAGUGCCUGGAGCCUUAGCUACCGUAAUAAAUGAGGAUAAUACCGAGGAGAAUAUUAGAUUAUUUGGUGCCCAUAUAUAUGAAGACAUACCCGUCAAACAGGAUCAAGCUAUAAGACUUAAAGGUUUGUCCACACCGGCCUAUAUACACGAACGUGGUUUAUUAUUACAGGGCACUGAUCAUAAAUUUGUUAAUGUACGUCGCUUGAAAAAGGGCUCUAAAAUGAUUAAUGCCUGCGAUUGGUUUAAACAAUCUCAAGCUCCCCAAAUUACCAACUUCACGGAGGAUGAAUUGUCCAAAAAAGAAAUUUUAAGCAACAUUUGGUUGUCCAUAUUAAAAUGUCCCAUUGAAGCUGAUACGGACUUCUUUGCGGCCGGUGCUGGUUCCAUGGAUGUGGUUAGAUUGGUGGAGGAAUGUAAGGAUGCUUUCGAUGUGCCGCUGGAAAAUGAACAGGUUUUCAUGGCUCCUGUAUUCGAGGAGUUUUACUAUGAAAUUGUUAAGGCCCUGAGACAGGGUUCUUCGGCAGACAAUAUAAAGGUGCACUACGAUGGCUUUGUUUUAAAAGCCAAUAAACGUGAAAUUCCCAUAGCCACCCAGCUGUUUAUCGAUGGCCAGUUUGUGGAUGCUGAAAAUCGCAAGACUCUGGAUAUUAUUAAUCCCGCCAGUGAAGAAGUCAUUUGCAAGGUUGCUUGCGCUUCUCGUAAUGAUGUUGAUAAGGCAGUACAAGCUGCCCACCAGGCUUUCUAUGGUUCUUGGCGUCAAAUAUCGGCCCGGCAAAGAGGGCAACUUAUGCUUAAAUUGGCCGAUUUGAUGGAAGAGCAAAAGGAAGAAUUGGCCACCAUAGAAUCGGUGGACUCAGGAGCUGUUUACACUUUGGCCUUAAAGACUCACAUAGGUAUGUCCAUAGAUGCUUGGCGUUACUUUGCCGGCUGGUGUGAUAAGAUACAAGGCUCCACCAUACCCGUUAAUCCCGCCAGACCCAAUAAUGUAUUGACUUUCACCAAAAAAGAAGCCAUAGGAGUGGUGGGUUUGGUUACUCCUUGGAAUUAUCCCUUGAUGAUGUUGUCUUGGAAAAUGGCAGCUUGCAUAGCAGCUGGCAAUACCUGCUUAAUUAAGCCGGCCCAAACCUGUCCCUUAACAGCCUUAAAGUUUGCUGAACUCACUGUAAAAGCUGGCUUUCCUCCAGGUGUUAUAAAUGUGGUAACUGGUACUGGCUCUGGAGCUGGCCAGGCCAUAGCUGAUCAUCAGUUAAUAAGAAAAUUAGGCUUCACCGGCUCUACAGGCAUUGGCAAAGUGGUAAUGCGUUCUUGUGCCGAAUCGAAUUUGAAAAAAUGUUCCAUGGAAUUGGGUGGCAAAAGCCCUCUAGUGAUAUUUGCUGAUUGUGAUUUUGAAAAGGCGGUUAAACAUGGUAUGUCCUCGGUUUUCUUUAAUAAAGGCGAAAAUUGCAUAGCAGCUGGCCGCAUCUUUGUAGAGGACACCAUACAUGAUGAAUUUGUACGUAGAGUGGUCAAAGAUAUACGCUCCAUGACCAUUGGAGAUCCUCUCAAUCGCUCCACAGCUCAUGGCCCUCAAAAUCAUCGUGCCCAUUACGAAAAACUCAUUGAAUUCUGUAAUAUAGGUGUAAAAGAGGGUGCCACUUUAGUGUAUGGUGGCAAACCCGUAGCCAACAUGAAGGGCUACUACUUUGAACCCACCGUCUUUACAGACGUUGAGGAUCAUAUGUAUAUAGCUCAGGAGGAAUCGUUUGGUCCCAUUAUGAUCAUUACGAAAUUCCAUGGCAGCGAUGUGGAAUCUGUAAUGAAACGAGCCAAUCGCUCGGAAUAUGGUUUGGCCAGCGGUGUAUUUACUAAGGACAUUAGCAAGGCACUGUCAUUUGCCGAGAAUAUUGAAGCCGGCACUGUGUUUGUGAAUGUGUACAAUAAGACUGAUGUGGCAGCUCCAUUUGGUGGCUUUAAACAAAGUGGUUUUGGCAAAGAUUUGGGACAAGAAGCCCUAAAUGAAUAUCUCAAGACUAAAUGUGUUACAAUAGAAUUUUAGAUUUACAUAAUUUGUACCUAGAAACUAGUGUAUUUUAAGUUAGGUUUAAGUAUUUAUAAGGAUUUGAAAAAAAAUAAUAAUAAAAAAGUAAAUGUAACAUUUAACUAAAAA